Molecule: messenger RNA, 1779 nt
Organism: Alosa alosa (allis shad)
Lineage: Eukaryota; Metazoa; Chordata; Actinopteri; Clupeiformes; Clupeidae
Product: fibrinogen alpha chain-like
Exons: 5
Coding region: 68-1366 (432 amino acids)
Biological process (GO): blood coagulation; protein polymerization; platelet activation
Cellular component (GO): fibrinogen complex
Molecular function (GO): signaling receptor binding
Source: RefSeq, a predicted model, not a curated record
UAGUCACUUAUAGGAUAUGAAAUAGACCUGCGGGGAGAGACAGACGCACAGAAACAGAGAAGGAAAGAUGAAGCUCCAACAAGUCCUCAGCUUGUGCAUGCUACUAGCGACAGCUUGGGCUGCCGACUUGGCUUCAAUCAUAGAUCCCCGAGGAGCUCGUCCGGUUGAGCACGGAUACAAGGCUGACAAGUGUGCCACAGAGAAGACCUGGCCAUUCUGCACAGAUGAUGAUUGGGGUCCCAAAUGUCCAUCUGGGUGCCGGAUCCAAGGCCUCCUGGACAAAACUGACCACGAUCUGCUGAACAGGAUCAACAAGAUUCGCCAACUCCUUGAUGAUAAUCGUCAGAAGUACCGCUCCACCGACCAGUCAUCCAAGCAGACAUAUGACUACCUUCGUGAUCGUCUCACCACCAGCUCAGGCGAUGAAAACAAGUACAUGUCACUGGCGGAGUCCUUGAGGCAGAGGAUUGUGGAGGUCAAGAUUAAGAUCGAACGCCAGCUGAACAUUCUGGAGGCCCUCAAGACACGGGUCAGGGAACAAGUCAUAGAGAUGCAGAGGCUGGAGGUGGACAUCGACAUGAAGCUGCGCAGCUGCAAGGGCUCAUGUGCUGAGUACGCCAAGUUCUCCGCGGACCGGGAGAGCUACGUGGCUAUUGACAAGCAGCUGGACCAGCUGGAGUCCAUCCGGGUCAACAGUGUGGAGUCAGUGGGCUCCCUGCGGGUGAUGAAGAGCCGCCCAAUGAAGGAGGUGACCGUGCCGUCCAUCUACAAGUCUGGGCUGGGCAGCGAGGCGGAGGAGCAGAAGCAGUACUUCGCGGAUGUCGGCCAGGCCAAGUUGACGCUGCAGGCCGAGGGGGCCACCGCCGAUGCACCAGCUACCGUCAGUAAGAUCCCAGGUACGGAUUCCUCAUCAUCCGCCUCGUCCACGUCUCGGGUAACCACCAGCACCACCACCUUGAAGUGCACCCGCACCGUGCGCAAAGUCACAACGCACACCAAGGACGGGCCCGUGGAGAAGUUCGAGGAGGUGUUAUCCGGGGAAGGUUGCGAUGCCAUGACAGGGGGUGACCGCUCCAUGACCUCCCUCACCCAGGGAGGCUUUGGCGAGUCGUUUACCGGUGAUCCCUUUAAGAUGGCCGGUGGCUUUGGCAGUGCAGGCUCCACCAAAACCAUGGGGUCCACUAAGACCAUGAGCUCCACCAAGACCCUGCUGAGCGGCACCAAAGGCUCCGCCUUCGGGGAUGAUUUUGGGGCAUUUGGCCGUGGCGAUGUAGAUGACGACCUACCGGACAUCUUCGCCCGGAGCGGAAGGCCAGGAACACAGUCCGCUGGGGAAAUGGAGAAAAUCCCCACAGAUGUAGAGUAAUGUGUAAAGUGCUGCCUGACGUUGGUUGCAGCAGUGCAGCAUUAGCGAGUGAACAGAUAUCAUCCAGACAAACCUUUACAGAGUUGCACUACAGUCACAUAACAGUUGAAUGAAAAGAUUAGGCUAUGCAUCAGAUACCGAGAUCAGGGUGAGUUUUGCAUACAAGAUUGUGAAGUGGGAAAUGUUUAAUGAUGUCUAGAGACUUAAGACAGUGUUAACAGAACUUGUUAUUGGAGAAAUUGAAUACAAUAAGUAGUGCAAAUAACUCUAAACUCAAAAAAAGGCUUUAUGAAAAGACAUCUGAAGUUGUGUUGCUUCCGUGACUGUUAUGAGAAUUGUACAGGUUUUAUAAGGAGAAUUGUAUAGGUGAGAACCAUUUGAGCAUGUGAUCAAUAAAGAUAAUGUUCACUUUA